UCAUAACCAACCAAAAGUUGAGUUGGUACCACCAUACCAGCCCUAUCUUACUACUGCUCUUGUACUACACCUUAGCAACUCUCAUUCGACUUUGGCUACACGAACCUAUUGUACAGCAUGUGUCUGAUGAAGACAAGUCUGGUAAUAAAGAAGAGGAAAUGGAUUGCAGCCCAAACCAAAUGACUGCAGAGAGAAGGCGGAGCUUGUGGUAUAUAAGCCGUUACCCAACUGAUGAAAGAAAACUUCUUUCAGUGACGCAGGAUGAACACAAACCGUCUGAUAUUCUACUGGUGACAGUGAAUGGGACACCUAUUGAUUAUCAGAACAUACACCCGUUACGUCCCAUAGAGAAUGGGCCUGCCAAUGUAGACAUUUAUUCAAGACCACACUACAAAUGGGAUCCAUCAGUGGAUGACUUAGAAAUGAAAGAUGAGGAGGAGGAAGAAGAUGAUCAGGAAGAGGCUGGAGAGGAAGAAAAUACUGAAGAAGAGAAAAAUUCCAAAGUUCAUGCAAUGGUCACAGUUUUCCAUUUUAUUAUGAAGCAAAGUUAUGUUUGUGCUUUGAUUGCUAUGAUGGCUUGGAGUAUUACUUACCACAGUUGGUUGACAUUUCUGUUGCUCAUAUGGUCCUGCAUACUUUGGAUGCUACGUGAUCGAAGGAAAUAUGCUAUGAUCAGUUCACCUUUUAUGGUGGUGUAUGGAAACUUAUUAUUAACAUUGCAAUAUAUAUGGAGCAUUGAACUGAACGAACUUCCAGAAGUUUCAGGGUUUCUAGAACGGAAAGCUCCUACAGAAUUAGCAUCCAAGAUCUUAUUUGCAAUUACUUUCUGGCUGCUGCUUCGACAGCACCUUACUGAGCAAAAAGCUUUACGAUUAAAGGAAGCUGUUUUAUCAGAAGUCAAAGUUGAUGAGGAAGGGAGCGAAGAAAAAGAAGAGGAGCCCCAAAAAGAUGAAGAGGAAUCCACAAAAGAGGGGGAGGAGGAGGAGGAGGAGGAGGAGGAGGAGGAGGAAGAGGAAUCUGAAGAAGAAGAGGAAGAUGUAAUGAAGGUCUUGGGAAAUCUAGUGAUGGCUAUGUUCGUUAAAUACUGGAUAUAUGUCUGCGGCGGAAUGUUCUUCUUUGUCAGCUUUGAGGGGAAAAUUGUCAUGUACAAAAUCAUCUAUAUGAUGCUCUUCCUGUUCUGUGUAGUACUAUAUCAGGUGCACUAUGAAUGGUGGCGGCGAAUUCUGAAAUAUUUUUGGAUGUCAGUGGUGGUCUACACUAUGCUGGUGCUUGUUUUCAUAUACACAUAUCAGUUUAAAUCAUUCCCUACACUGUGGAAAAACAUGACAGGGAUGAAUGAUGAACAAUUAAAGGAUCUUGGCUUAGAACAGUUUUCUGUAGCAGAAUUGUUUACCCGCAUCUUUAUCCCAACCUCCUUUUUACUAGUGUGCAUAUUACACCUCCAUUAUUUCCAUGACCGUUUCCUUCAGCUCACAGAUUUAAAAGCCAUUAUCAGCAAACAGGACAGUGCCAUUUACAGACUGGUGCACCAAGAUGGAAGCCUGCCUGAUAUCACAAUGAUGAUUUCAAAUAGCAACACUGAAAGGGAAGAGGAAAAGAUGUUGCAAGAUCAGGAAAAGAUGCCACAAGAACAGGAAGAUAGUAUAAUGAUUAGGGAGGAGAGAGAACAUGAGGAAGAGGAAAAGGAAAAAGAGGAAGAGGAAGUGGAUGAAGAAGAUGAGGAUGAGGAUGAAUCGGAGACAGAAGAAAUAUCAGAUUUAAGAAACAAAUGGCAUUUAGUAAUUGACCGGCUCACUGUACUUUUCUUGAAAUUCCUGGAGUGCUUUCAUAAACUGCAAGUCUUUGUGUGGUGGAUUCUGGAGUUACACAUAAUCAAGAUUGUUUCAUCAUAUAUUAUCUGGGUCACAGUAAAAGAGGUCUCACUCCUUAACUAUGUAUUUUUGAUUGCCUGGGCUUUUGCUUUGCCAUAUUCUCAGUUCCGCCCGUUGGCAUCUAGUGUUUGCACUGUUUGGACCUGUGUGAUUAUCAUCUGCAAAAUGUUGUACCAGCUUGAAUCUAUUAAUACUGCAAACUUUUCUGUCAACUGCACAAUGCCUAAUAUGACUGUAAAGCCAGAAGGCCUGAGUGAAUCACUUCUCUACCGAAAACCCAUUGAUCCAACUGAAUGGGUUGGGUUAAAAAAGUCCUAUCCUUUGCUUGUGUACUUGAGGAAUAACCUGCUGAUGCUGGCAAUUCUUGCCUUUGAAGUUACUAUUUACAGGCAUCAGGAAUAUUAUAGAUGUCGAAACAAUCUCACUGCACCUGAUACCAAAACAAUUUUUCAUGAUGUUACCAGAUUACAUUUGGAUGAUGGAGUAAUUAGCUGUCUUAAGUAUUUCGUAAAUUACUUUUUCUACAAGUUUGGUUUGGAGAGCUGUUUCCUGUUAUCAGUAAAUGUGAUUGGUCAAAGAAUGGAUUUUUAUGCCAUGAUUCAUGCCUUUGCCUUAAUUGCUGUACUGUAUCGACGAAGAAGAAAAGCCAUAGCAGAAGUCUGGCCAAAAUACUGCUGUUUUCUAGCAUGCAUCAUUACAUUCCAGUACUUUAUUUGCAUUGGCAUCCCACCUGCUCCUUGUAAAGAUUAUCCAUGGAGAAGUCCUAAUGCUAAUUUCAACUCUAAUAUCAUCAAAUGGUUAUACUUUCCAGAUUUCAUUCAACGUCCAAAUCCUGUCUUUCUUGUAUAUGACUUCAUGUUAUUACUAUGUGCAUCCUUACAAAGGCAAACCUUUGAAGAUGAGAACAAGGCAGCUGUACGUAUUAUGGCUGGAGACAAUGUAGAGAUCUGCAUGAACCUUGACGCAGCAUCGUUUAGCCAGCACAAUCCUGUCCCUGAUUUUAUCCAUUGCCGAUCUUAUCUAGACAUGGGCAAAGUGAUAAUGUUCAGUUACCUCUUCUGGUUUGUACUGACCAUCAUCUUUAUAACGGGAACUACUCGGAUCAGUAUAUUCUGUAUGGGCUACUUGAUAGCCUGUUUCUAUUUCUUGCUGUUUGGAGGAGAUUUAUUACUAAAACCUAUCAGAAGCAUUCUUCAUUAUUGGGACUGGCUGAUAGCUUACAAUGUCUUCGUGAUUACAAUGAAAAAUAUAUUGUCCAUAGGAGCAUGCGGCUACAUUGGGUCAUUGAUUAAAAACAGCUGUUGGGUGAUUCAGAUAUUUAGUCUUGCUUGUACAGUUAAGGGUUAUACAAUACCUUCAGAUAAAGAUGGAAACUGUAAAUUACCUAGUGGGGAGGCAGGAAUAAUCUGGGACAGCAUUUGUUUUGCCUUCCUGUUACUGCAAAGGAGAGUCUUCAUGAGUUAUUACUUCCUCCAUGUGGUUGCAGAUAUUAAAGCCUCACAGAUUCUGGCAUCCAGAGGUGCUGAACUUUUUCAAGCCACAAUUGUGAAGGCUGUAAAAGCAAGAAUUGAGGAAGAGAAAAAGUCAAUGGAUCAACUGAAGAGACAAAUGGAUCGUAUCAAAGCCAGACAACAGAAAUAUAAAAAGGGUAAAGAAAGGGUGAUGAGCAUGAAUCAAGAAACCUCAGAUGGGCAAGCAAUUCAAAAGGAAGAUGAUGAUGAUGACGAUGGAGAAGCAGACAAAGAAAAAGCCAAAGGCAAAAAAAAGCAGUGGUGGCGGCCUUGGGUUGAUCAUGCUUCUAUGGUCAGAAGUGGAGAUUAUUAUUUGUUUGAAACGGACAGUGAAGAAGAGGAAGAGGAGGAGAAAAAGGAAGAGGACGAACCCGCUAAAAGAUCUGCAUUCCAGUUUGUUUAUCAGGCUUGGAUUACUGAUCCUAAAACUGCCCUCCAACAGAGACGAAAAGAGAAGAAAAGGUUUGAGAAAGAAAGAAGACGAAGACGGAAAGGAUCAGGAGAUGUUAGUAUAGAUGUGGAGUGUGACGAAAAAGAUGAAUCUGUCAAAAAGAAAUCAGAUGGACCUGAUAACAUUAUCAAAAGAAUAUAUAAUAUCUUGAAGUUUACCUGGGUUCUUUUCCUUGCAACAAUUGACAGUUUUACAGCUUGGCUCAAUUCAAUUUCGAGGGAACACAUUGAUAUUUCCACUGUGCUCAGAAUCGAGAGGUGCAUGCUUACUAGAGAAAUAAAAAAGGGGAAUGUUCCAACUCGAGAAAGUAUCCAUAUGUAUUACCAGAACCAUAUGAUGAAACUUUCCAGGGAAUCAGGAUUGGAUGAAAUUUAUGAGCCUGGACAGGCUGAGAGGACAGUAAGUCUAGAAUCUGCACCAUCUCGAGAUAGCGAAACCAGCUGCUGCACUGAAGCAACCACCCUCUUGUUGUCAAGGCAAUCAACCCUUGAUGAUUUAGAUGGACCAGAUCCUAUUCCUAAAACAAGUGAGCGUGCGCGACCUAGGCUUCGUAAAAUGUACAGUAUGGAUGUAUCUUCCUCAUCUGCUGACAGUGGCAGUAUAGUGUCCAGUGAGGCUACCCAAAUUACUAUGCUGUAUUCCCGUCAAGGAACAGCAGAAACCAUUGAAGAAGUUGAAGGAGAGGAGCAUGAGGAAGAGGGGGCAGAUCCAGCAACAAGACAGGAGCAUGAUAUGGAAGAUUAUUGCUUGGAUUCUGAAGGAGCUGCAUACACUUCUGAUACGGAUAUGCCUUCUUAUUCUGCUUUGGAUGGCAUUGCUGAACCCCCUCCUUCAUAUAGCAAAGUUGUGAGCUUGGAGCUUUUACCUUUGGAUGAUUCCCAAGAUGGUUCAUCUGAUAAAAAUCAAAUGAUGGUGAGCCCAGAUGAAAAUCAGUCUAUCAGACCAGAUGAUUCAAUACUCCCACCUUUGACACAUGAACUGACUGCAAGUGAACUACUUCUUAACAAAAUGUUUAAAGAUGAAGAACUGGAUGAGUCAGAAAAAUUCUAUGCCGAUCAGCCACGAUUUUUGCUGCUUGUUUAUGCUCUAUAUAACACACUUGUGGCCCGUUCAGAAAUGGUGUGUUACUUUGUAAUUAUUCUAAAUCACAUGAUUUCUGCUUCCAUGAUUACCCUCGUACUUCCUAUUCUUAUCUUCCUUUGGGCUAUGCUCUCCGUCCCAAGGCCUAGCAAACGUUUUUGGAUGACAGCUAUAGUCUACACUGAGGUAGCAAUAGUUAUAAAAUAUUUUUUCCAAUUUGGAUUCUUCCCUUGGAAUAAAAAUCUGGAAAUAAAAAAAGAUAAACCUGAUCAUCCUCCCAAUAUUAUUGGUAUUGAUAAGAAAGAGGGUUAUGUGCACUAUGACCUUGUUCAGCUACUUGCUUUGUUUUUCCAUCGAUCCAUUUUAAAGUGUCAUGGAUUGUGGGAUGAUGAAGAUGGAGGAGACAAUGGCAGUAAUAAAGAUGAUUCUGAUGAUGAGUUAUGUGAAUCAGACCGGAGAGGUUCUUCUGACUCUCUGCAAUCAGUUAAUUUGGCAACAUCUGUUGAAUCCAUCCAUGUUCAUUUUCCGGAACAACACUCUGCAGUCCGCAGGAAAAGUUCAAGCAGUGGUUCACAGUUGUCACACAGAUCUAGCUUCUCCUCUCACCGUUCAAAGAGAGGCAGUACCAGCACAAGAAAUAGCAGUCAAAAAGGAAGCAGCGUAUUGAGCAUAAAGCAAAAAUCAAGGAAAGAGCUCCUUAUGGAAAAGCUGCGAGAACAAAUGAUUAUAGCAAAGGCAUUUACAAUUAAAAAGACACUUCAAGUAUAUGUGCCCAUCAAACAGUUUUUCUACAAUCUGAUCCACCCAGAUUACAGUGCUGUGACUGAUGUUUACGUCCUGAUGUUCCUUGCUGAUACUGUGGACUUCAUUAUCAUUGUGUUUGGAUUUGGGGCUUUUGGGAAACAUUCUGCUGCAGCAGACAUUACUUCUUCCUUAUCAGAAGACCAAGUGCCACAAGCAUUCUUAGUUAUGGUGCUAAUUCAGUUUGGAACCAUGGUAGUAGAUCGGGCACUCUAUCUGAGAAAAACUGUCAUGGGGAAAGUCAUCUUUCAAGUCAUCCUUGUUUUUGGUAUACACUUCUGGAUGUUUUUCAUAUUGCCUAUAGUGACAGAAAGGAAAUUCAGCAAAAAUACAGUUGCCCAACUCUGGUAUUUUGUGAAAUGUGUUUAUUUUGGAUUAUCAGCUUAUCAAAUACGUUGUGGCUAUCCAACUCGUGUACUUGGGAAUUUCCUCACUAAAAGUUACAAUUAUGUAAACCUCUUCUUAUUUCAAGGAUUCCGGCUGGUACCAUUCUUGACAGAAUUGAGGGCCGUAAUGGAUUGGGUUUGGACAGAUACUACAUUGAGCCUUUCUAGCUGGAUUUGUGUUGAAGACAUUUAUGCUCAUAUAUUCAUCCUAAAAUGCUGGCGAGAAUCUGAGAAGAGAUAUCCCCAGCCAAGAGGCCAGAAGAAGAAAAAAGCUGUGAAGUAUGGAAUGGGAGGCAUGAUUAUCGUCUUGCUGAUCUGUAUUGUGUGGUUCCCACUGCUCUUCAUGUCUCUUAUUAAGUCUGUUGCAGGCGUCACAAACAAACCUCUUGAUGUAUCCAUCACAAUAACUUUAGGGGGUUAUCAGCCUAUAUUUACAAUGAGUGCUCAGCAGAGUCAGUUAAGAAACAUGACAGGAAAAGAAUAUGGUGAUUUUUUACGGAAGUUUAAGGAUAAUGCUGCUUUGCAAUUUUUAGAGAAUUAUGGUAGAGAAGAUAUAACAGUCGCACAGCUAGAAGGCAGUUCAAAUUCAUUGUGGACUAUCAGCCCCCCCAGCAGGGAAAACAUGAUUAAGGAGCUCAAGACAAUUGAAUCUGAUUUUUCUCUAGUUAUUUCAUGGACUGUUCAAAGAAACCUGUCCCUUGGAGCAAAAGCAGAAAUAGCAUCAGACAAAGUGUCUCUCAACCUACCAAUUGAUACAAGAAGAAAAAUUGCUGAAAUGAUGGAAUAUCCCAAUUCAACAAACUUAGUGAUACUAAAGGAAGUAUAUCCACAUUAUAUCAAGGCACCCAGUGACUCUCUCGCAAAACCUAUAAAGCAACUAUUGAAAGAUGGAAAAGAUGAAAAUAUCACUGUUUCACUGUCCAAUAAUAAUAACUCUGACAUUAAUUCUGAUCUUCGUGAAUGGUGGGUUCUAAACCAGACUAACAAAAUUUUGGAUAAAAACAAGACAAGGCUGGAACUUGUUGUGUUCAGUGACAAAGUUAGCCCUCCUAGCCUUGGAUUCUUGGCAGGCUAUGGGUAAGUGAUUGUAUCAUACUGAUACGAGUGUAUCAUUGCACACAUUUAACAAAACCUUAAUACCUUUGUUAUUCUUUGGAAUAGUACAGCUUACAUUUUUCAUAUGGUUUUCAUAAAGCACUUUCCCCAACCUGAGGCAUCUGAGAAGGAGAUUGCUACUCCCUCUCAAAUCAUUGUAUCAUCCUGAAACAUCUAGACUGGCUUCCUCUUAGGAGUUUUCAUCAUCAUAAAAUAACUUAUGCUCAUGUAAAGUUGAAUUGUGCCAUUGAGCAACAUUUUUAUUCUCAAGAGGAGAACAGAGACAUAACUAGGUCUUCAGGACCAUUGUGCAAGUGAAGCCAGGAGCAUGGCCAUUAUGCAAUGGUCCUGUUGUACUUUGGGUCAGUUAUGCAUAGCACCCCAUUGCAAAAAUAUUAUGUCAGAGAUGUAGCUAUGUCAUUGUAGAGUUACUCACCAUCUACGCUAGGAUCUAGGCUGCAGUCUUGUCUAAAUUCAGACACUAAGCAGGGCCUGGGCAUGCCAAGGCAACCUAAGAUCUUGAGAUCCUGGCUGAACCAUUGCCAACUGGAGUUAAUAAUACUGAUCUAAGAUGGAUCAAUACUCAGUAUAAGGCAGCUUCCUACAUUCCUGGUACCCCAGUGCAGAACACACUUUUUAGAGUACUUGAGAUAAUGAUAGAUGACAGAGAGAGAGAGACCAAUUGAAGUCCUAAAUGCAUGGAGACCAAAGAUGAUACAGAACAUCCCAUACAGAAUAAUUAAAAAAAAAAACACUUUUCAUAUGGUGGAGUAUUUGCCAACCUCUGUGAGUAUUCAAAUAUAUUAAUCCAUCUAUCCAUCCAUCCUUUUAUUUAACCCCAUCUUUUUCUCAAAAUGAGGCUCAUUGGGUCUUAGAAAAUGUUUUGUAGUGGAAACGUCUCUUAACAGAUAGAGACUGCCUUCCUGUCCAGUGUUUAGGAUGUUAUAAGCUAGACUUAUGACCUCGUAAAGUUUGGCAUUCACAUUUAUGAUUAUGGCAUCAUUGCCACAACUGCAAUUAAGAUGGGACCCCACAGGGGUCACUACUCCUAUUAUUCACAUCACAAUUCACUGGCAGGAGGUAGCUGGACAUGGUAUCCACCAGUGAUAUAAAACUGCUUCAGUUGGUGUGGCUACCUGACAUUUAAGGUGAGUUUUAGGGGCCAGAUUGGGAGAUGGAUUUUAGCUAUGCCAUUGCAGCUAUGUCUCUCAUGAGGGAAUGCAGCCAGUUGUUUUGUGGGACAUUGAAUGGAAAAAAAGAAGUGCCCUGUAGUAAAAAUCAAUGCAUCUGUUGCAUUUUUCCCUAGUUUUUUGGGAAGGGCAGCAACAAGUGGCAAGACUCUGGUGCCAUUGCUUACUAUGGUGCCGGUGACAAUAUCCUAGAAUGACUGCACUAUAGAUCUUUCUUCAGUAAAAAUUGAAUCUGCCGGAUUCUAUCCUAAUGUAAAAAGGUUUUAUAACCAUGCUGACUUUUGACAUAACUCCUGUCUUCACCUCUCUGUGACAAUGUUUAACAUUCCUCCAUUUUUAUACAUGUCUCAGUUUCUUUCCCUGCCAUUCCAUUUCUGUUGUUUAUGUAUGUGAUAAAUUCUUUGUUAAUGCAGAAAGAGAAGGAGUUUGUUACUAAACAUAUUCAUCAUUUAAUUUUUUAAAUUCUUCUUAUUGUCUCAAUAUCCACAUUUUGUGCUUGCAUUUUUAUUACUAUACAUUUCUAAAUGAA
Molecule: messenger RNA, 8914 nt
Organism: Sceloporus undulatus (fence lizard)
Lineage: Eukaryota; Metazoa; Chordata; Lepidosauria; Squamata; Phrynosomatidae
Product: piezo-type mechanosensitive ion channel component 2-like
Exons: 45
Coding region: 159-7181 (2340 amino acids)
Biological process (GO): regulation of membrane potential; cellular response to mechanical stimulus; detection of mechanical stimulus
Cellular component (GO): plasma membrane
Molecular function (GO): mechanosensitive monoatomic ion channel activity; monoatomic cation channel activity
Source: RefSeq, a predicted model, not a curated record